AUGUCUAGGACCUCCCGAUCUGUCACGGUGCUACCGGUGAUUCCCGAGGUCCUCCACAUCGAAUCGCUGAUCCCAUUGAUAUCGGCAUUACCCCAGACGCUGCCAUUCUACGAUUGUCGCGUUCCAGCCAUGCGAUAUUUUGAAGCCCUUGAGUUUUCAGAUGGGGACUUUUUACGAUGGGGAUUCGAUAUCGCCGAGGCCGAGCCAUUGAACUCUCCAUCUUUGCCUGCUCAAGAACAGAAAUGCCAGAAUCGUCACACUCGUGGCCACCCAGAACCGGUGUCUCUAAAAUCAUCUGAGUUGAAAGAUUAUACACCGAAAAGAUCAACUCAGAAGAGAGGGAAGACGACUCAGAUAAACCCGUAA
Penicillium cosmopolitanum is the source of this 366-nucleotide messenger RNA. RefSeq lists its product as uncharacterized. Bases 1 to 366 code for a protein of 121 amino acids. NCBI's taxonomy places the organism in Eukaryota, Fungi, Ascomycota, Eurotiomycetes, Eurotiales, Aspergillaceae. The transcript is spliced from 3 exons. The record is from RefSeq and is a predicted model, not a curated record.